UGCGCGGGGCCGGCGGUCGGGGCGGUGGUGUCCGCCGAGGAUGGGCCGCGCUUAGCCGUCCGUCCCCCGCGUCCGUCCCCGGCCCCGCCGGCCGGGCUGGUCCCGGGGGGUGCGGGGGCUCGGCCCUCGCCCUCCGGCCGGGUCGCGCUCGCAGCGGCGGAGGAUGGAGGAGGAGAAGUACCUGCCGGAGCUGAUGGCGGAGAAGGACUCGCUGGACCCGUCCUUCACCCACGCCCUGCGGCUGGUCAACCGAGAAAUUGAGAAGUUCCAGAAAGGGGAAGGAAAAGAAGAAGAAAAGUACAUUGAUGUAGUGAUUAAUAAAAACAUGAAGCUGGGACAGAAAGUGUUAAUUCCCGUGAAGCAGUUCCCCAAGUUCAACUUCGUUGGCAAACUUUUGGGUCCCCGAGGCAAUUCGCUGAAGCGUCUCCAGGAAGAAACGUUAACCAAAAUGUCCAUUCUGGGUAAAGGCUCCAUGCGAGACAAAGCAAAGGAAGAAGAGCUGAGGAAAAGCGGGGAAGCUAAGUACUUCCACCUCAACGAUGAUCUGCAUGUCCUCAUCGAAGUGUUCGCUCCCCCAGCAGAAGCAUACGCCAGGAUGGGUCACGCUCUGGAAGAAAUUAAGAAGUUCCUCAUCCCUGACUAUAAUGAUGAAAUCAGGCAAGCCCAACUGCAGGAACUCACCUACCUAAACGGAGGCUCGGAAAGCACGGAGGUCCCCCUGGCCCGGGGGAAGCCGCUCCUGCGAGCGAGGGGGGGACCAGCUCCUGUGCUGACCAGGGGCCGGGGAGGGGCAACAUCACGUCCAGCAGGAGUGCCAAGAGGGGGCCCGGCGCCCCGAGGAGUGCCUCCCAACAGAGGUCCGGUCAGUCGUGGCCGAGGUCUCCUGACCCCCAGAGCAAGAGGGGCUCCGCCGCCAGCCGGCUACCGGCCUCCACCCCCACCCUCCGCCUCGGAAACCUACGGCGAAUAUGAAUAUGAUGAUGGAUAUGGCACAGCUUAUGAUGAACAAAGUUAUGAUUCCUAUGAUAACAGCUAUAGCACCCCAGCUCAAAGUGGCACUGAUUACUAUGAUUACGGGCAUGGACUUAGUGAGGAGACGUAUGAUUCUUAUGGGCAAGAGGAGUGGACGAACUCAAGACACAAGGCCCCUCCGGCGAGGACAGCAAAAGCAGUGUAUAGAGACCAGCCGUAUGCCCGAUACUGAUUGUACUGUCUGAUGUUGUGAAAUCCCCAAUCUCCACAAGUCCUGUAUACUGUUCAAAGUAAUUUUUUUCUAUGAACAAUCCCUUUUUAAUAAAUCAAAGUGCUUAAAAGACAAACGGAUGGACAGACCCUAACUAAUUUGUUGACACAACAAACUGUUCAGAAAGACGUGUCAAGCAAGGAACUUUUGGUAUUUCCAAUCUGUAUUUGAAAAAUAGGUGAUCAAAAGAACAAAUAACCUUUGAUUAACUAGUGUUAAACAAAAAGUAGGUUGACUAAACAUGUUAAUCCAUUCUUUUAACGUAAGCGUAACCUUUCAUUUUAAAGUUUUUCCACAGACUUUUAGUUCCUAGGUUUUUCUCUCAGUCAUAUGCUAGUUUUUUUUCUUUCUUGCAAACAUGCGUAAAAAGGGAAACCAAUUACAAAUGCAAAUAAUGUGGUAUUCUUUUGUAUCUCAAGUCUUGAAAUGUUCUGUAGUGUUAAGCAAAGUCUCCUCUUGCUUGAUACUAAUAAACUUUUGAAAGAAAAA
Messenger RNA from Ornithorhynchus anatinus (platypus), 1732 nucleotides. RefSeq names its product KH RNA binding domain containing, signal transduction associated 3 (gene KHDRBS3). The transcript has 9 exons. The record is from RefSeq and is a predicted model, not a curated record. Gene Ontology annotation, biological process: regulation of alternative mRNA splicing, via spliceosome. Gene Ontology annotation, molecular function: mRNA binding. Gene Ontology annotation, cellular component: nucleus. Bases 164 to 1204 code for a protein of 346 amino acids. Lineage: Eukaryota; Metazoa; Chordata; Mammalia; Monotremata; Ornithorhynchidae.